AUGAUCUCAAAUAAUAAUUAUAAUCAAAUUAUCCUGUAUUAUAUAUUAAUACUUUCUUACCUUCAAAAAAAUUUUAUUGUAUUAGCAAAUAUUGAGAAAGAGGUUUUCACGUGUACUAUAGAAAAUUUAUCGAAACAAGUGUAUGAUCAGAUAGAUGCUUGGAUCUUGAGUGAAAAUAUAUCGACAUUAAAAUCUUCAUACACGAUAAUACGUCAUCAAAGCAUUACACCAUUUACAACCAUAUUGGAAUUCGAAGAGCACCAUGAUAAUAAUAAUCAAAAUGUAAAUGCUAUUUCCGAGAAGAAUAAUAAAGAGCAUUGGUACCUACUUUCUGACUUAAUUGACGGUGAAACAUAUGAAACGCGUGUUUCUUAUGCUGCAUCUUCGCCUACCAAUUUCGUGAUGGAAAUUUACGAUUUCGAAAGAAUCUAUGACGGGUAUUCAUAUAUACCAGGAAAAGAAAAUCAGGCUGUAAUUUACAAUAUAGUAUUAGAGACACUAUUAUUCGGUAUUGUUCCUAGAGUUGCAAUAAAAUUAAUUGCUCUUCUGGUUUUCACCGUUGUGUUUAGUUAUUUCAUAUUGGUGCCUUCCAUUUGGAAGUUUUUGGUUGCUAUUAGAGAUCUUGAUUAUCAAGAAAAGCAACAGGAGCAAAUUAAUAUUGAUGAAGAUGAUGAAUUGGACAGUAAAUUAAAAUAUCAGUAA
Molecule: messenger RNA, 702 nt
Organism: Ambispora gerdemannii
Lineage: Eukaryota; Fungi; Glomeromycota; Glomeromycetes; Archaeosporales; Ambisporaceae
Source: the annotation of a GenBank genome assembly